Molecule: messenger RNA, 557 nt
Organism: Paraglomus occultum
Lineage: Eukaryota; Fungi; Glomeromycota; Glomeromycetes; Paraglomerales; Paraglomeraceae
Source: the annotation of a GenBank genome assembly
UUGAUGAAGAAAGACCCGAAAGCAAGGGAAAAAUCAUUGCCCAAAUACUAAAAGAAUAUAGUCAACCUACCAGAGAUAAUUUUGCACAUCCCCUCCUCUUAGCCAAGGGAGCAAUUCGUGAAAGAGCCCAAUCUGCUCAGCAAGUAGAGAAACUAAAAAGUCAAAUUCAAAAAUUACAAAAAGAUCUUUCUGAAAAACAAGGAACCGAAGCUGUUCAAUUAACAAAUAAAAUCCAUUCAUUACAAAUUGAAUUAGCCAAAGCGGAAGGUGAAUUAAAAGCUAAACAAGAAGAGAUUGAGAGGAAAGACAAAACUAUCAAGAAAGCAAUUGCUAAGUCCAGCAAUCAAACUAAUACAACCAAUAUUCAGCAAAUUGCUUCACCUAUUAAAGAAAGGAAAGAAGGAGGAGAUGGUAGUAGUCAAUUAGGAGAUAUUGUCUUAAAUAUAAAAGUUUUAGAAAAAGAAGUAAUUAGUUAUCGACAAGGGGCAAAAGAAGAAAAUGAAAAACAAGAAGAAAAUCAAUUAUUGGCAGCAAUUCAAGUGGUAACGGAUAAUUAG